Messenger RNA from Hyaena hyaena (striped hyena), 3062 nucleotides. RefSeq names its product solute carrier family 39 member 8 (gene SLC39A8). The record is from RefSeq and is a predicted model, not a curated record. Lineage: Eukaryota; Metazoa; Chordata; Mammalia; Carnivora; Hyaenidae. The coding region runs from base 24 to 1409 and encodes 461 amino acids. Gene Ontology annotation, molecular function: zinc ion transmembrane transporter activity. The transcript is spliced from 8 exons. Gene Ontology annotation, biological process: intracellular zinc ion homeostasis; zinc ion import across plasma membrane. Gene Ontology annotation, cellular component: membrane.
CUCGAAAGGCGGCCCCGGCCAGGAUGGCCCCGGGCCGGGCGGUGGCUGGGCUCCUGCUGCUGGCAGCUGCGGGCAUCGGAGGGACGGCUGCGGGGCCCGGGCUCGCCUUCAGCGAGGAUGUACUGAGCUUGUUCGGCGCGAAUCGGAGCCUGUCGGCGGCGCAGCUCGCGCGCCUGCUGGAGCAGCUGGGAGCCGCCCCCGCGGAAGGUGUCACCGAGCCCGGGCAGCUGCACUUCAAUCAGUGUCUAUCAGCUCAAGAGAUCUUUUCCCUUCAUGGCUUUUCAAAUACUACCCAGAUAAGCAGCUCUAACUUCUCUGUCAUCUGUCCAGCGGUCUUACAACAACUGAACUUUCAUCCUUGUGAGGAUCGGCCCAAACACAAAACAAAACCAAAUAUUUCAGAAGUUUGGGGAUAUGGAUUCCUGUCGGUGACAAUUAUUAAUCUGGCAUCUCUCCUCGGAUUGGUUUUGACUCCAUUGAUAAAGAAAUCUUAUUUCCCUAAGAUUUUGACAUUUUUUGUGGGUCUGGCUAUUGGGACUCUAUUUUCAAAUGCUAUUUUCCAGCUUAUUCCAGAGGCAUUUGGGUUCAAUCCCAAAAGUGACAACUAUGUUGAGAAGGCAGUUGCUGUGUUUGGUGGUUUUUACCUACUUUUCUUUUUUGAAAGAGUGCUUAAGAUGUUAUUAAAGGCAUAUGGUCAGAAUGAUCAUACCCACUUUGCAAGUGAUGACUUUGGUCCUUCUCAUGAGAAAACUCAUCAACCUAAAACGUUACCUGCAAUCAAUGGUGUGACAUGUUAUGCAAAUCCGGCUGUCACAGAACCUAAUGGACACAUCCAUUUUGAUAAUGUCAGCGUGGUAUCUCUCCAGGAUGGAAAAACAGAGUCGAGUUCAUGUACCUGUUUGAAGGGACCGAAACUAUCAAAAAUAGGGACAAUUGCCUGGAUGGUAACCCUCAGUGACGCCCUCCACAAUUUCAUCGAUGGCCUGGCGAUUGGGGCUUCCUGCACCUUGUCUCUUCUUCAGGGACUCAGUACUUCUAUAGCAAUUCUGUGUGAAGAAUUUCCUCAUGAGUUAGGGGACUUUGUGAUCCUACUCAGUGCAGGAAUGAGCACUCGGCAAGCCUUGUUAUUCAAUUUCCUUUCUGCAUGUUCCUGCUAUGUUGGGCUGGCUUUUGGUAUUUUGGUGGGCAACAGUUUUGCUCCAAAUGUUAUAUUUGCCCUAGCUGGAGGCAUGUUCCUCUAUAUUUCUCUGGCAGAUAUGUUUCCAGAGAUGAACGAUAUGCUGAGAGAAAAGGUAACUGGAAGAAAAACCGAUUUUACUUACUUCAUGAUUCAGAAUGCUGGAAUGUUAACUGGAUUUACAGCCAUUCUUCUCAUUACUUUGUAUGCAGGAGAAAUUGAAUUGGAGUAAUAGGAAAUAAAAGAUGCUGUUGUCAACGAAGGCAUUUAAUAAAUAAAAACAUCUCCAAAGGGAUUUUUAAAGCUGAUCCUAUUUAGUUAAAAGAUAAUUUUGUUUUCAACUGUAGGUCAGGAAAGCUGAUUAUUGUUUUCAGAUCUGUGAAAUAGGCCAUUGUUUGUUGUUCAGGAUGCUUCAAAGGGAUUUCAGUUCCAGUCUGAAAAGGCAGGUAUACGAGAUCUUUGGUCAAUACCCACUUCUUCAUGUUUCAUGCAUUUGACAAUCAUUUAGAUAUGAAGACCCAGAGAGAACUGCAAGCUAGGUUGUAUAAGCCUUUAAACCUCCGGGGCAGGCUCAAAAGCUCAAGCGGUUUCAGAGUGGUUUUCUUUCAGUUAAUUUGUUCUAGUGCUUUCACGGGCAAGUACAUUAAAAUGUGGAAGAGAAUCGACAUGCAUGCAACACAGAUCUAAAUGAUUCCAAGGCCUUAAUGAACCCAGGAAAGAAAGGUUGCUCAUAGCUUUUGUUCUGUUUCAUAUCUCAGCUAGGGACGGGUAGGCUCGUUUUAAAAAUUAUCCUAAAAUAAUAUUAGUUAUGCAAUUGGUAAAGUUUUGUUAGCCCCACUAAGUUCAGACUUUAUCUGACAUCUCAUCUCUAUGUGGAAGCUUUCCCUGCUCCCACACAAAUGCAGAAUUGCUUUUUUUAAAGGGCUCAUUGUAAUUGCACCACAACCCAGGACAGAAAGCGUAGGUCUGGGAAUCACUCAGCUACAGCGCAUCAUGUAUUUGCAUUGUGAAGAAAAAGACUAUGUUGGUUUAUAGAAAGAAAUUGAAUGUAAGUUUAAGCAAUUUACUUUUAAAAUUCAACAUAAUUGUUUAGCAGAGGGUAUUUUAAAUAAAUGCAAAACAAUGGCUGGGCUGCUGUACGUCAAGGACUGAUGAACUAGAAAACACACAUUCCUUCUGGGCGAUUGGAAGCAAUCAUAACAUUUUUCUUUUGUGUUCAGUCCACAUUUUUCCUCUAUGGCAUACCAUGAGAAAAAGUCCCACAUACCGUGGUUAUUUUUGUACCUCUUGUAGGUGAGAGGGGUUGUUUGCUCAUUUAGCAGAUGGAGAAAGUUGGUCUGCAAUUGAACAUCCUAACCCCAAUUCACACUCCCAAGUCACUUCAGGAAAGAUGACUGACAGUGAGGAAAGUGAUUGAUAAAAGCCAACAAUGAUCUCAGGAAUUAACAUUUUCCCACAAACCAUACGACGGUAUCAGCUAGCAAUAAUGCAGAGUAGAUGAAUAUUUAACAUAUAUGUUAAUGUAGAUUUCUGUUUUUAACUGACAAUUAAAAAAAGUUUGUUUGACCAAAUAGUAAACACCUUUGAAGCCAUGCAUUGUGUCAUUUGUUAUUCAUUUUAAUAUAUAUAUUUUUUGAGUGACUUCCCUGUACCUGGUAUUGUGGGGGAGAGAGAGAAAUAGGAAACUGGUGAUGUGUUUAUUGCAAAGAUAUGCAGCAAAUAAAUACUGUAAAGAUUAAUCAGUAAACAUAGCAUCUAUUUUUAUCAUUUAAUCUGUUCAUAUUCAGUCUAAAGAAAUAAUCGUUACCUUUUUAAAGCACAGACGGUUUGGGUUAAGAAGCUAUUUACAACAUGAUAUUAAACCAGACAGUUUAACAAACUCUCA